Messenger RNA from Eurytemora carolleeae, 774 nucleotides. RefSeq names its product amino acid transporter AVT1D. Gene Ontology annotation, biological process: L-alanine transport; amino acid transmembrane transport. Gene Ontology annotation, cellular component: vacuolar membrane. The record is from RefSeq and is a predicted model, not a curated record. Gene Ontology annotation, molecular function: L-proline transmembrane transporter activity; L-alanine transmembrane transporter activity. NCBI's taxonomy places the organism in Eukaryota, Metazoa, Arthropoda, Copepoda, Calanoida, Temoridae.
CCUAGUUUUCCGACGCCUGAGGAUCCGAUGGGCUUCUUUAAAGCUUUUGGAACAAUCAUGUUUGCAUUUUCUGGAGCUUCUACUUUUCCCACCAUACAGGCAGAUAUGAGAGACAGGACCAAGUUCCCAAUAUCUACAACAGUUGCAUUGUCAAUUCUGUUUAUCCUGUACAUAUCAAUGGCUGCUUGUGGAUAUUUUAUUCUGGGUGACCAGGCGACACCUAAUAUUAUUGACAGCCUAUGUGAAGGUCCAAUGAAGGUUACAGUUCAAAUAACAAUUCUUCUUCAUCUCUUCUCAGCACUGCCCAUACUAAUAAAUGCACCAAAUCAAUAUUUUGAAAAUAUUCUAAGUAUUCCUAAGAAUUUCAAUAUCAAGCGAUGUUUGUGGAGAACUUUUUCAUUCAGCUGCUUGCUCUUCAUUGCUGAAACCAUACCAAACUUUGGUUCUAUCCUAGAUUUAGUUGGAGCCUCUACUGUGACAAUGCUAACCUUUGUAUUUCCUCCACUCUUCUACAUGAGAUUAUGUGAUAUGUCGAAAGAAAAUCCAAAAUGGAUCCCAAGGGAUAUAAAGAUCUAUGAGAGGAUAUACUGCUACUUCCUAAUAACUCUAGGGGUGGUAGGAGGUGGUUUGGCAACUUACAAUGCAAUGAAGAAUAUCAUUUCAGAUUUUAAGGUUGCCCCCUGCUACAUUUCAACAGACUCAUGUACUCCUCAUAUAGACACUAGUAAUGAUACAACUAUAUUUCUUUUUUAACUAAAUUAUCGUCAACUUUAA